This is a messenger RNA of Rana temporaria (common frog), 837 nucleotides long. Its product is annotated as high affinity immunoglobulin gamma Fc receptor I-like. The transcript has 3 exons. Gene Ontology annotation, molecular function: transmembrane signaling receptor activity. Lineage: Eukaryota; Metazoa; Chordata; Amphibia; Anura; Ranidae. Bases 49 to 837 code for a protein of 262 amino acids. Gene Ontology annotation, biological process: cell surface receptor signaling pathway. The record is from RefSeq and is a predicted model, not a curated record.
GAAUAUGUUCUUCCUCCUGUUGCUGUGUCAGAUCCUGAAGAUGGUGAUAUGUUGAUCUUCACACCAGAGUACAACAAGUUACUUACAGGAGAGAAUAUAACGAUGACAUUCAAUGAAAAAAUUGGUGUAACGAAGUACUGGCAUAAAGAUAAUGAGAGAGUGGCAGAAGGACGGAGCUAUACAAUCACAUCUGCCCGGGUUGGACACAGCGGGAACUACAAUUGCCGGACAAAUAGGGGUCAUAGUGCCACAUUCAGGCUGGAUGUCAGUGAUGGUCCGGUCAUACUGCAGGCUCCUCCCCUUGUGUAUCGGGGUAGUGCUAUGGUACUAAGAUGUCACAGCCGUCCUCAGUAUCGGGUCAUCAAUACAACAUUCUACAAAGAUGAUAAAGUCGUACAGACUUCAACCAAUGAUCUUGCUACAGUUAUCAUUCCACGGAACCAACAAGUUGGAAGAUACAGAUGUAAGAGAACAUUAUCCUGGGAUGAAUAUGUAACUUACACAGAUGAAGUCUCCCUACACAUCAGAGGUCUGUUUCCAAAACCAAAUCUUACCGCAAUACAAAGUCCAGUGACAGAAGGUGACGCCAUGACCCUGACGUGUGACAUGAGUCUCAGUCCGCACAGACAGGGGACAGAAAUGCAGUUUGUUUUCUACAGAGAUGGACAAAUUGUUCAGGAAUUCAGUUUAUCCAACCAAUAUGGAGUCCAGUCCGCUCAGCUGGAGGAUUCUGGGAAUUAUUCCUGUGAAGUGAGAUCUGCAUCCAACAGUGUAAAGAGGAGGAGCGAGGAAGCAUCCAUCCAAAUAAAUGGUGAGAUUGUAGGGACACUGGCAUGA